Molecule: messenger RNA, 1545 nt
Organism: Closterium sp. NIES-65
Lineage: Eukaryota; Viridiplantae; Streptophyta; Zygnematophyceae; Desmidiales; Closteriaceae
Source: the annotation of a GenBank genome assembly
AUGGCGUUAUUUCUGUUGUUCGAGUCGUCGUCAGGCUACGGCCUGUUCGAAGUCAAGGCGCUGGACGAGUUGGCGCAGAGCUCAGACGCUGUCCAAGCGUCCGUGGCGGAUCUCACUCGCUUCAGCCAGGUCGUCAAUCUCUCCGCAUUCAAACCCUUCAGCUCGGCGGCAGACGCGCUCGAGCAAUGCAACGCCGUCUCUGAAGGGCUGUUGACCCCGGAGCUGCAGAGCUUUCUGGAGAUGAAUCUGCCCAAGGCGAAGGGCAAGGCGGGCAAGAAGCCGUCGUACCAGCUGGGCGUGUCGGAGUCGAAGCUCGGCUCCGCCAUUCAGGAGACGGCGGGCGUGCCGUGCGUCAGCAACGACCUCGUCAUGGAGCUCAUGCGCGGCGUGCGGCUGCACUUCGCGCGGUUCGUGAAGGAGCUGAAGGAGGGCGACGUGGCGAAGGCGCAGCUGGGGUUGGGGCACAGCUACAGCCGCAGCAAGGUGAAGUUCAACGUGAACCGCGUCGACAACAUGAUCAUCCAGGCCAUCUCGCUGCUCGACACGCUCGACAAAGACGUCAACACCUUCUGCAUGCGCGUCAGGGAGUGGUACUCGUGGCACUUCCCCGAGCUCGCGCGCAUCGUGACGGACAACUACACGUACGCGCGCGUGGCGCGGCGCGUGAAGGAUAAGGCGACGUUGACGGAGGAGGCGGUGGCGGAGCUGACGGAGAUCAUCGGCGACGAGGACAAGGCCAAGGAGGUGCUCGACGCCGCCAAGGCCAGCAUGGGCCAGGACAUCUCGCCGAUCGACCUGAUCAACAUAGAGGCGUUCGCGUCGCGCGUGGUGGCGCUGGUGGAGUACCGGCGCGACCUGCACUCGUACCUGUCCGCCAAGAUGCACGACGUGGCGCCCAACCUCGCCGCGCUGAUCGGCGAGAUGGUGGGCGCGCGCCUCAUCUCGCACGCGGGCAGCCUGACCAACCUCGCCAAGUACCCUGCCAGCACCGUGCAGAUCCUCGGCGCCGAAAAGGCGCUCUUCAGGGCACUGAAGACGAAGGGCAACACGCCCAAGUACGGGCUCAUCUUCCACUCGUCGUUCAUCGGCCGCGCGUCCGCCAAGAACAAGGGGCGCAUCAGCCGCUACCUCGCCAACAAGUGCUCCAUGGCCUCGCGCAUCGACUGCUUCUCAGAGGCAUCGACGAGUGUGUUUGGGGAGAAGUUGAAGCAGCAGGUGGAGGACCGCCUCGAGUUCUACGACAAGGGCGUGGCGCCCAAGCGCAACCUCGACGUCAUGAAGGCCGCCAUCUCCGCCGCCAAGGCCGAGGCGCAGGCCGACGCUGAUGUCGGCUCCAAGCGCCCUGCAGAGGGAGAGGCAGCAGCAGGGGGUGCAGCAGAGGGGACACCAAAGAAGAAGAAGAAAAAGGCAGCAGCGGAGGCGGAUGGGGAGACGCCAGGCAGUAGCAAGAAGAGCAAGAAGAAGGUGAAGGAUGCGGCUGCAGGGGAGGCAGCAGCAGCCAGUGCUGAGAAACCAAAGAAGAAAAAGAAGGCUGCCGCCACAUAG